CGUCACAUUCAGGCGACAGCAGGCUCAGUUCCCUCUGUGACGGGGACCAGGAAUCAGACAUAAACAUGUCCACUGCUAUGAACUUCAGCUCCAAGGCUUUUAAACCUCGAGCUCCGGAGAAAGGCUCCUUCCCCCUGGAUCAUUUAGGGGAGUGUAAAGACUUCAAGGACAAGUUCAUGAAAUGUCUGCAAGACUGCAGCUUCGACAACUCCCAGUGUCGCCUGCAGUCCAAAGACUACCUGGAGUGCCGCAUGGAAAAUCAGCUGAUGGCCAAGGAGCCUCUGGAGAAACUGGGAUUCAAGGACCUGCUGGAUGCUCCUCCCAGUCAAGCGGACGCAGACUCUAAACCCUGACCUGCUGACGUCACAGCUGCGGAUUCAGAUGCACGACGACGGUGUUUCUCUGACCUGAACACGUCCAGCGUUUGUUCGGGGACAAGAUGAUAACACGCAGACGAGAGCUUAUUAAAGACUGCUGUGAGUGUGGAGCUGAGAAUGACCACAAGAGGGCGCUGUUCAUAUGAUGGCCUUAGUUUGAGUUUUUAUCAAAUACUUGUGUAAAUAUACAAUGUGUAAUAUAUAGAGGUGUUGUUAUAACAUGUCAAUAAAUCCUUUGUAUUUAAACUGAAA
Messenger RNA from Hippoglossus stenolepis (Pacific halibut), 629 nucleotides. It is a transcript of the gene cox19, whose product is annotated as cytochrome c oxidase assembly protein COX19. Bases 66 to 353 code for a protein of 95 amino acids. Lineage: Eukaryota; Metazoa; Chordata; Actinopteri; Pleuronectiformes; Pleuronectidae. Gene Ontology annotation, cellular component: mitochondrial intermembrane space. The transcript is spliced from 3 exons. Gene Ontology annotation, biological process: mitochondrial respiratory chain complex IV assembly. The record is from RefSeq and is a predicted model, not a curated record.